GGGAUGACAAGACCCAGCGCUUCUUCGAUCAGACGGUCACCGACCUCCCUUCUUCCUCACUCUCGAGCCGACUGAUCGUUCCCCAGCGUCUCGUCGCCACCGCUCCUCUGCAUAUUUCGAUGUGAUGAAGACGGGGUACAACUUCAUUCUCGGCACUCCGUGGUCUCGUCGGUUCCGCAGCACCGAGGCCGAUUGGGCGACCAACACUCUCGUUCUCAAAACGAAGUGUGGACAGACGUAUCGCGUACCUUUCAUAGGUACCACGGCGAUACCACGCCCCGAUCCUCCUCCCCCGAAGCCUUCAGUGCCCACACCACCCCCCUCUAUCACUGUCACCUCGCCUCGGCAGUUCGCUCACUUCAUUCGACAGGACGACGUCACCUUCUUUAUGGUGGGCGUGACGGAUCUCUUACACUAUGAUCCACCCUGUCCCGACGCCGAGCUCAUCCCUCUGGAGCCAGAUCCUCCCUCUAUCUCCAUGGCUCCCAUCUCUACUUCCGUCCCUCCGCCGUCCAUCGAGUCCACUCCGCCGUCGGGCGCUGACGCUGAUGCUGAGGAACUCGCACGAUAUACGGCUGACCUGGAGCCUGCAGUUUGUGACCUCAUCCGAGAGUACCACGACGUUUUCCCAUCGUCGUUCUCGUACGCCGGCAUCCCACCGAUGCGUGACGUCGAGCACUCCAUUCAGCUUGCGCCUGACUAUCGUGUUCACCACCAGGCACCCUACAGACUCUCGAUUCCCGAGGCCACCGAACUCAAGCGUAAGCUUGAGGAGCUCCUGAGACUGGGUUUCAUUAAACCCAGCAACUCCCCAUGGGGUGCACCCGUCCUCUUUGCUCGCAGAGCGGAUGGAACUCUCCGUCUCUACAUCGACUAUCGCGGUCUCAACCGCUACACGGUUAAGAACAGCUACCCCAUGCCUCGUUCCGAUGAGCUGUUCGACCGCCUAGCAGGCAACCGCUUCUUUACGAAGAUUGAUCUUCGUAGCGGUUACCAUCAGAUCCGCGUCGCUGCAGCCGACCAGUCGAAGACAGCGUUCCGAUCGCGCUUCGGCCACUACGAGCUUACGGUGAUGCUAUUCGGCCUCACCAAUGCACCCGCCACCUUCCAGAGGGCGAUGAACGACAUCUUCAGGGACAUUCUGGAGCAGUACGUUCUCGUCUACCUCGACGAUAUCCUGGUCUACAGUCGUACCCUUGAGGAGCACCUCAGACACUUACGCGACGUUCUUGACCGCUUGAGCAGACAUGACUUUUACGCCAACCUGAGCAAGUGCCGCUUUGCCCUGCACAAAGUGGAUUUCUUAGGACACUACGUGUCUGACCAGGGUCUCCACAUGGACGACGCGAAGAUCACUGCUAUUGCGGAGUGGCCCGCCCUCACAUCCGCCAAGCAGCUUCGCAGCUUCCUAGGCCUGACCAGCUACUAUAUUUAUGCCGCUCGGCACUGGCGGCACUACCUGCACGGGGCACCAUUCACGGUGCGCACGGACAACUCUGUUGUCCAGGCUUUUCUGACGAAACCGAAGCUCACUCCUCGACAGGCUCGCUGGUGGCGCGACCUAUCCGAGUUUAGUUUCACCACUGAGCACAUCAAGGGUGAGACUAAUCGGGUCGCAAUUGCCCUAUCCCGGCGCCCUGACCACGGCCAGGAGCAGAUCCAGCUCUCUUCCAUCUCGGUCACCACCGUCCACCACUCGGUGAUCGACGAGUUUCGCACUCAGUACCGCCACUGCCCCGACUAUCGCGACAUCCACGCGACCCUUCGGAGUGGCAAGACUGUCCCGAACUACUCUCUCGGGGACAACGGUCUCGUGUACUGGCACAGUUCUCAGGGCACCAGAGAGCCCCGUAUUUGCGUUCCCUCCACUGGACAGCUACGUGUCCGAGCAGUAGCAGAGUUCCAUGACCAGGCAGCCGCCGGUCAUAUGGGCUUCCACAAGACGUUGGCUCGUGUGAGCCGCCUGUACGUCUGGCCGGAGCGCAAUGACUUUGUGAAGGACUACGUCGCAGAGUGUCCCACCUGUCAGGAGGUGAACAGUGCGAACCACCUACCUUAUGGUUUGCUCCAGCCUCUUCCUAUCCCUGAGGGUUGUUGGCAGUCCAUCUCGAUGGACUUUAUCGRUCCUCUUCGACCUCCGACCCCCCGCGGUCAUCAUGCUAUCCUGGUCGUUGUCGACCGCUUCACGAAGCGUGCACGCUUUGUUCCGUGCUGCUAUGCCAUCUGUGCACGUGAGGUCGCUGACAUCGUAUUUGACCAAGUCGUGAGUGACCACGGCGUACCUCUGAGCAUCAUAUCUGACCAUGACCCGCGCUUUACCAGCCGAUUCUGGCGACGGCUCCACGAGGUGUACGACACUCAGCUCCGCUUCUCCUYGUCUUACCAUCCUCAGACUGAUGGUCAGACCGAGAUCACGAACAAGACUCUCGGAGAUAUUCUCUGAAAGAUUGUUCGUGACGACCAGCAGUGGGAYCUYCAUCUUGCCCACGCGGAG
Chara braunii is the source of this 2494-nucleotide messenger RNA. The record is from the annotation of a GenBank genome assembly. NCBI's taxonomy places the organism in Eukaryota, Viridiplantae, Streptophyta, Charophyceae, Charales, Characeae.